AUGGCGGAGAAGAGUACGGGUGGCUCUGCCGAUGGCGGACCCUCCCUUUACGGCUUCCCAACCGAUACACUGAGCGACAUGACACAGCUACCCGACUACGAUACCGACUUCAUCUCACCCGACGAUGUCGAUGCCUUUGUCCAGGCCCUGGCCGCGCCCGACCCAUUACAGUCACCGGCAGCCACCGCUUCAGUGAGCCCGGGCGAUGAGGGCAUUUCCCGGCAAAGUUCAACCGUCGCCACACCAGCCACCCUGACUAAACGAAAUUCGGCCAUGAGCAGUACAGACGGUGCUAGCAGCACCACCGGCGUUGACGCUUCCUUCUUUAUUACGGCGAAGAACGACUGGGCUCCCAUACGCGAAAGGGUCGAAGAAGCUGACGGCAAUGCUUCUGCUUCUGCUUCUGGUGCUGCUGCUCCUGGCUCUCGCCGCACUGCACCUUUCUUUUCGGCAGCAUCUGCAUGGCUGCCCUCAUUUUUCACGUGGAAGAAAACACCCUCUUCCGCGGGCACAACACAAUCAGGCGGCGGAAACAGCGGAGUUACCAGCAAACGGUCGCGCCGCCAAGAGCAGCGACGCCGGGCGGCCGCCGCAUCCACUGCCGCGGGGAAGCGCUCCCGCAAACGAUCUGACAAGGCCGGCUCGUCAUCCCUAGGACGCCGCACGCGCGACGAAACACGCGAGGGCUAUCUGUACGGCCUGCUCAAGUGGCCGUUCCUCAUUGGCGUCUUUGGCUGGAUAAUCGGCCUGUCCAUUGCCUACCUGCUCACGCGCAUGUACAUUGCCGCGUACGAGCAGCUCAUCACCUGGCGCGGCCGCCGCCAACGCCUGCGCCACCGCAUGCGUGCCACAAAUAAUUACGCAGACUGGGUUUCCGCCGCCAACGCGCUCGAUGCACACCUUGGCAACGACCGCUGGAAGGAGGAAAACGAGUUUGCCUUUUAUGACUUCCGUACGGUGCGCCGCGUGGCCGACCACCUGCGGAAGUGCCGGGCGCGAGCUGAAGCAGCUGAGGCAGCUGAGGCAGCUGAAGAAAGACCAGAAGACGCAGCCACCGAGGGCGGCGACAAGAAGAACAAUGUGAGCGAACUCAAGGCGCUCGUGGAGGCGUGCGUCAAGAACAACUUUGCUGGCAUAGAAAACCGGCACCUGUACAGCCGGACAUACUACGGAACCAAAAACCUCGUGCAGAGCUUUGUCGAUGAAGUCGAGCGGAGUCUGGAGUUUUUGAUCCAGACCAACCAACUCGACGCCGCCGAGAAGCGCGCAUUGUUCAAGCGCCUCUACGCCAACUACGGCCGGACUGCCCUCUGUCUAUCAGGUGGCGCGUCGUUUGCCUAUUACCACUUUGGCGUAGUGCGGGCGCUUCUUGACGAGGACCUGCUGCCCAAUGUCAUCACAGGCACGAGCGGUGGCGCCCUGGUGGCGGCUCUCGUCGCGACCCGGACUAACGACGAGCUGCGGCAGCUUCUCGUGCCCGCUCUGGCCGGCAAGAUCAACGCCUGCAGCGAGCCGUUUUCUGUCUGGUUUCGCCGAUGGUGGAAGACGGGUGCACGGUUCGACUCGGUCGACUGGGCGCGGCAGUGUGCCUGGUGGUCGCACGGAUCGAUGACCUUCCGCGAGGCCUAUGAGCGCACGGGUCGUAUCCUCAACGUCACCUGCGUGCCAGCGGACCCACACUCACCGACGAUUCUGUGCAACUACCGCACCGCACCCGACUGUGUCAUCUGGUCGGCCGUGCUGGCCUCGGCGGCUGUCCCCGGCAUUCUGAAUCCCGUGGUGCUCAUGAUGAAGACGCCCGGCGGCCGGCUUGUGCCGUACUCGUUUGGCCACAAGUGGAAGGACGGCAGCCUUCGCACGGACAUUCCGAUCAAGUCACUCAACCUACACUUCAACGUCAACUUUACCAUUGUCAGCCAGGUCAACCCGCAUGUCAACCUCUUCUUCUUCAGCAGUCGCGGCUCCGUGGGCCAGCCCGUGACGCACCGCAAAGGCCGCGGCUGGCGCGGCGGCUACUUGGGCUCCGCCUUUGAAGAGUACCUCAAGCAAGACUUGCGCAAAUGGCUCAAGCUCCUGCGCAAUCUAGAGCUGCUGCCGCGGCUCCUGGGCCAGGACUGGUCCGAGCUGUGGCUGCAGCCGUUUAGCGGCACCAUUACGAUCUGGCCCAAGUCCAUACCCUCGGACUUUGUGCACCUCCUGUCGGAUCCUGACCCGCCGCGGCUUGCGCGCAUGCUGCACGAGGGCCGGCAGUCGGCGUUCCCGCCGCUCAAAUUUGUAUCGAACCGGCUGCGGAUUGAGCGGCUCGUCGAGCGGGGCCGCUUGGAGACGCGGUUGCAGGCCGCCGGUGGCACUGCAGCGGGGGCAGCCAACACGGCCAACGCCGAGCGCUCAGACCGUGUUGGGGGUGUGGGUGAUAACAGCGGUCGCGGUCGCAGUCGCGGCUUGCUACACCUUGGCAACCUUGGCGGACAGGGCCACACCGUCAGCAGCAGCCUCGACUCACUGAUGAGCGACGACGACACUACCAGCCUCACGCGCCUGCGGCGACGCCGCCGGGACUUGGCAUCGGGCAUCGGCCUGGGCCUAUCAGGUUCCCUUGCUGGUAGUGGACUGGGCAGCACAACCGCCACGUCGGACGAGAACAACCUUACGUCCGACACGGACGGCGACCUGGACCUUUCAGGUGGCGGAAUCGGUAUACAGAAUACGCUCCAAGACAGCUACGACGACGAUGAGGAGCCGGGGCAUGGUGUUGACUUUGAUGACGACGUGCCCAUUGUGGAGGAAACCGAAGCAGACGAAUAA
This is a messenger RNA of Sporothrix brasiliensis 5110, 2805 nucleotides long. RefSeq names its product lipid acyl hydrolase. Gene Ontology annotation, molecular function: triacylglycerol lipase activity. Gene Ontology annotation, biological process: lipid metabolic process. NCBI's taxonomy places the organism in Eukaryota, Fungi, Ascomycota, Sordariomycetes, Ophiostomatales, Ophiostomataceae. The record is from RefSeq and is a predicted model, not a curated record. Bases 1 to 2805 code for a protein of 934 amino acids. The transcript has a single exon.